Messenger RNA from Dibothriocephalus latus, 365 nucleotides. The record is from the annotation of a GenBank genome assembly. NCBI's taxonomy places the organism in Eukaryota, Metazoa, Platyhelminthes, Cestoda, Diphyllobothriidea, Diphyllobothriidae.
GCAUAAAUCGGGUGUCUGCGUUUCUAGAGGGAUUACCGCAUACUCUGCAGGCACGAUCAAGCCUCCGAAUGGGUGGCCUUGCCCGCGCUCUACGGCACUGGGAGUCGGCCUUUGCAGAGGACAAGGUUGCACAGAAGGCCGUCUACGUGACCGGUUUCGUUUGUGACCAUCCACAAGAUACUGAGGUCGGCGAUGGAGGAGGCAAGCGGAAACCUAAAGUGGGUUCUGAAUCCGUAGGUGCAGCUGGUCAGGAAGCGAUGACGGGUUUAUUGAACACGUACGCCAGCCUUCAUGAUAACGAUGGUAAGAGUGCAAGCGUCCAAUGCUAUCCCUCUCUUGUGCUUACGUGUUCCUCUUUCUUCUGA